AUGGAAUCGCGCGGGAUGAUGAUGUCGAACCUGUCAUGCGACGGCUGCGCGGACAGCGAUAGCGACUCGGACAAUAGCAGCAUGAUCGUGGACCCGGUGAGUCUCGACAAGAACGAUACGUCACCUUCCCAGUCGUCGUCGAGUCCGAUAAUACCGAGCUCCCCGAUACCCGCGACAACCUCCUCGAGAAACCGCGGCGGGAGUCGUAGCAAGAAGAACUACUCGAUGAUGUCGGCGACGGGGCAACAGAAGACGACCAGCUCGUCGGGUCAGACGUCCGCAUACGGGAACGACAAAAUGUCCUCGUCCCUGAUCAAACCACCGUACUCGUACAUAGCGUUGAUCACGAUGGCGAUUCUCCAAUCGCCGCAGAAGAAGCUCACGCUGAGCGGUAUCUGCGAGUUUAUCAUGUCCCGGUUCCCCUAUUACCACGACAAAUUCCCCGCCUGGCAGAACUCGAUUCGACACAAUCUGUCCCUGAACGAUUGCUUCAUCAAGAUCCCACGGGAACCGGGCAAUCCUGGUAAAGGAAACUACUGGACCCUUGACCCAUUGGCCGAGGAUAUGUUUGAUAACGGUAGCUUUUUACGACGCAGGAAGAGGUACAAGAGGCCUCCGCCUCAUUAUGUUCUUCGCGACAGAGCGAUCAUGGCCACUUUCGCUAUCUGUGGGGAUCGAGGACCUUGCCCAGGCGGCGGCGGUCAUCCUGGUGCUCUGAGCUAUCCCAGCGCGGCGUAUCUGUCGCCACCACCUGGUUUACCCUUGCUGGACUUCUCCCCGUCGACUCUGGAGGCUCUGAAACUUGGAGGUUUUCUGGAACCGCCGCCUCCGUUGUACAAACCGGUACCAAUCACCGCACCACCCAUCAGACAGAUCGACCCGACGCCCACAAGGGCCACGACGAUACCAACGAGUCAUCCGCCAGUUGACAAGAAGAGGAACUUCAGUAUCGAUGCUCUGAUCGGGAAACAGGCGGCGAACGAUCAGAACUGCGGCGGACUGUUGGAUCUCAGCCCGACGGAGCACAGGGAGAUCAGGAGUCAGGCGUCCGCGUUCUCACCCCUGGUUUAGGGGAUCCAGAGAUUUUGUUCCAGUUUUAGGGCUUUUGGUUCUAGGGGUUAGGAGAUAUACUGGGGACCUCUGUGUACUGAGAACUGUUUUUCCAUU
This is a messenger RNA of Dufourea novaeangliae, 1167 nucleotides long. Its product is annotated as forkhead box protein D3-like. Bases 1 to 1071 code for a protein of 356 amino acids. The transcript has a single exon. NCBI's taxonomy places the organism in Eukaryota, Metazoa, Arthropoda, Insecta, Hymenoptera, Halictidae. Gene Ontology annotation, biological process: regulation of transcription by RNA polymerase II; anatomical structure morphogenesis; cell differentiation. Gene Ontology annotation, molecular function: DNA-binding transcription factor activity, RNA polymerase II-specific; RNA polymerase II cis-regulatory region sequence-specific DNA binding. The record is from RefSeq and is a predicted model, not a curated record.